Molecule: messenger RNA, 3694 nt
Organism: Mesocricetus auratus (golden hamster)
Lineage: Eukaryota; Metazoa; Chordata; Mammalia; Rodentia; Cricetidae
Gene: Cp
Product: ceruloplasmin
Exons: 20
Coding region: 160-3438 (1092 amino acids)
Biological process (GO): iron ion transport
Cellular component (GO): plasma membrane
Molecular function (GO): oxidoreductase activity; copper ion binding
Source: RefSeq, a predicted model, not a curated record
GGCAAACUGAGUUGGAAAAUGUUGUUUGCUUUAAUGAAAUGAUUUACUCUUGUGCAACAUUAAGUUGUGUCAAUUAAGCAAAUAAAGGAAGAAAGUCUUAUAAAAUUGCUUCUUCCUGAUUUCAUUUUAUUUCAUCUCAGUCUCCAAGACAGGAGAAAAAUGAACUUUUUGCUGCUUGGUACUUUUCUAUUUUUGUAUACUCCCCUAGCCUGGACAAGAGAUAGACAUUAUUACAUUGGAAUUAUUGAAGCAGUUUGGAACUAUGCUUCUGACGAUGGAGAAAAGAAACUUAUUUCAGUUGACACGGAACAGUCCAAUCUGUAUCUUCAAAAUGGCCCAGAUCGUAUUGGAAGAACAUACAAGAAGGCCCUUUAUGUUCAGUACACAGAUGACACCUUUACCAAGACUAUAGACAAACCAGUCUGGCUAGGGUUUCUAGGCCCUAUUAUCAAAGCUGAAGUUGGAGAUAAAGUUUAUGUUCUUUUAAAGAACUUUGCCUCUAGGCCCUACACUUUUCAUGCACAUGGGGUAACUUACUACAAGGAGAAUGAGGGGGCUGUCUACCCUGACAAUACCACAGAUUUUCAAAAAGCAGAUGACAAAGUAUUUCCUGGAGAACAAUAUUUGUAUGUACUGCAUGCCAGUGAGCGAAGUCCUGUUGACGGAGACAGCAAUUGUGUGACCAGGAUUUACCACUCCCAUGUUGACGCUCCAAAAGAUAUUGCAUCAGGCCUCAUAGGACCUUUAAUACUCUGCAAAAAAGAUUCUCUAGAUAAGGAAAAAGAAAAAAAUAUUGACCAAGAAUUUGUAGUAAUGUUCUCUGUGGUGGAUGAAAAUCUCAGCUGGUAUCUAGAAGAUAACAUCAAAACCUUCUGCUCUGAACCAGAGAAAGUUGACAAAGACAACGAAGACUUCCAGGAGAGCAACAGGAUGUACUCUGUGAAUGGAUAUACAUUUGGAAGCCUUCCAGGACUUCUCAUGUGUGCAGAAGACAGAGUGAAAUGGUAUCUUUUUGGCAUGGGUAACGAAAUUGAUAUACAUGCAGCUUUCUUUCACGGACAAGCACUGACCAGCAAGAACUACCGUACUGACACAAUCAACCUGUUCCCUGCCUCCCUAUUUGAUGCUUUUAUGGUGGCCAAGAAUCCUGGAGUCUGGAUGCUCAGUUGUCAGAACCUAAACCACCUGAAAGCCGGUUUGCAGGCCUUUUUCCAAGUUCAAAACUGUAACAAGCCUUCACCAAAGGCUGAUACCCAGGCGAAACAUGUGAGACACUAUUACAUUGCUGCUGAAGAGAUCAUCUGGAACUAUGCUCCUUCUGGCACAGACAUCUUCACUGGAGACAACUUAACAGCCCCGGAAAGUGAUUCGAGGGUAUUUUUUGAACAAGGUGCUAUGAGAAUUGGUGGCUCUUAUAAAAAAUUGGUUUAUCGUGAAUAUACAGAUGCCUCCUUCACAAACCGGAAACAGAGAGGCCCUGAUGAGAAACAUCUUGGAAUCCUGGGUCCUGUCAUUUGGGCAGAAGUAGGAGACAUCAUUAAAGUCACCUUUCAUAACAAAGGGCCUUACCCUCUCAGCAUUCAGCCAACGGGGGUGAGAUUCACUGUGGAAAAUGAGGGUACAUACUAUGCCCACUCCCUGAAGGGAGGUGUGCCUCAUCCUCAAGCAGCUUCUCAUGUGGCACCCAAAGAAACCUUUAUGUAUGAAUGGACUGUCCCCACAGAAAUGGGACCCACUCAUGCAGAUCCUGUGUGCUUAUCUAGGAUGUAUUAUUCUGGUGUAGACCCUACCAAAGAUAUAUUCACUGGGCUGAUUGGGCCAAUGAAAAUAUGCAAGAAAGGCAGCUUACUUGCAAAUGGGAGACAGAAAGAUGUCGACAAGGAGUUCUAUUUGUUCCCCACCGUGUUUGAUGAGAAUGAGAGUUUACUCUUGGAUGAUAAUAUCAGGAUGUUCACAACUGCACCUGAUCGUGUGGAUAAGGAAGAUAAAGACUUCCAGGAGUCCAAUAAGAUGCACUCUGUGAAUGGAUUCAUGUACGGCAAUCAGCCUGGCCUCACCAUGUGUCUAGAAGAUACCACUGUGUGGUAUUUGUUCAGUGCUGGAAAUGAGGCUGAUGUUCAUGGGAUAUACUUUUCAGGAAACACAUAUCUGUCCAAAGGAGAAAGAAGAGACACUGCAAACCUCUUCCCUCAUACAAGUCUGACCCUUCUCAUGAAGCCUGAUACAGAAGGGACUUUUGAUGUAGAGUGUCUUACAACAGAUCACUACACAGGUGGUAUGAAGCAAAAGUAUACUGUGAACCAGUGCAAGCAGCAUUCGGAGGAUCCCACGUUGUACCUGGGAGAAAGGACAUACUAUGUUGCAGCAGUGGAGGUGGAAUGGGACUAUUCUCCAAGCAGGGCCUGGGAAAAGGAGCUGCAUCAUUUGCAAGAACAAAAUGUUUCAAAUGUGUUUUUGGAUAAAGAAGAGUUUUACAUAGGUUCAAAGUACAAGAAAGCUGUGUAUCGGCAAUUUACUGACAGUACGUUCAAAGUACAGGUGAAGAGAAAAGAUGAAGAUGUGCACUUGGGCAUCCUAGGUCCACAAAUUCAUGCAGAUGUUGGAGACAAAAUUAGAAUUGUCUUUAAAAAUAUGGCAACCAGGCCAUAUUCAAUACAUGCCCAUGGGGUGAAAACAGAGAGUUCUACAGUUGUUCCAACAUUGCCAGGUGAAACUCGCACUUAUGUAUGGCAAAUCCCAGAGAGAUCAGGUGCUGGAGUAGAGGACACGCCUUGUAUUCCAUGGGCUUACUACUCAACUGUGGAUCAAGUCAAGGAUCUCUAUAGUGGACUAAUAGGCCCACUGAUUGUUUGUCGGAAGUCUUACAUGAAAGUAUUCAAUCCUAUAAAGAAAAUGGAGUUUUUCCUUUUGUUUCUAGUAUUUGAUGAGAAUGAAUCUUGGUACUUAGAUGACAACAUCAAAAUGUACUCUGACCACCCAGAGAAAGUAAACAAAGAGGAUGAGGAAUUCAUAGAAAGCAAUAAAAUGCAUGCUAUUAAUGGAAAAAUGUUUGGAAAUCUACAAGGCCUCACAAUGCAUGUGGGAGAUGAAGUCAAUUGGUAUGUGAUGGGAAUGGGCAAUGAAAUAGACUUGCACACCGUACACUUUCAUGGCCACAGCUUCCAAUACAAGCACAGGGGAACUUACAGUUCUGAUGUCUUUGACCUGUUCCCUGGAACAUAUCAAACCCUAGAGAUGUUUCCACAAACACCUGGAACCUGGUUACUCCACUGCCACGUGACUGACCAUGUUCAUGCUGGAAUGGAAACUACCUACACUGUCUUACCAAAUCAAGCAUCUUCUCAGAGUUACAGGAUGACCUGGACCAUCCACUACACAUUCAUAAUCAGCAUGAUCAUUUUAUGCCAGAUGCCUACCAAGGAGUGGCCUGGAAAAUAAGGUGUUUUCAAGUACACCCUUACCCAUUUACCUGCAAUGAGACCAGCCUCUCCGCGUAGAUGCCCCAUCUGUCAGCAGGCAGAAGCAGGAUGCCAAUUCUCCUGAAUGCAAUCAACUACAGAGCUUUGCCCCCAAAAGCUAUAUUCUAAAUCAACAAACCAUUUGGUAUCGCAUCGUAUUUAAAUGGUAUAUUAUACUGUAAUAUAUUGCAUACUUAAAAAGUUAAGAGACAUUAUAUUUACCUGCAAUUUCAAAA